This is a messenger RNA of Paramacrobiotus metropolitanus, 1633 nucleotides long. Its product is annotated as leukocyte elastase inhibitor-like. Bases 146 to 1324 code for a protein of 392 amino acids. NCBI's taxonomy places the organism in Eukaryota, Metazoa, Tardigrada, Eutardigrada, Parachela, Macrobiotidae. The transcript has 3 exons. The record is from RefSeq and is a predicted model, not a curated record. Gene Ontology annotation, molecular function: serine-type endopeptidase inhibitor activity.
CACAGAAAAGUGAAAACCGGUUCAAUUUGCAAUUCUGCACGGCCGCUUUCGAUAUUUAACUUCCAGCAUUCUGCACCACAGUCUAUUCAUUUCCACCAGUGUAAUCUUAUCUUCCCUUCAACAGCUCCCACCCAGCACCGCUACUAUGGAGGACCUGAAGAAUGCUACGGACGAGUUCUCCCUGAACCUAUACCAUGCCAUCACUUCCGACCCGAAAAAGGCGAAUAAGAAUAUCUUUGUAUCUCCGUUGAGCAUUCAAUCCGCUUUGCUACUGACAUAUCUUGGCUCCGAUGGAGAAACCAAGGCGGAAAUCGAAUCCACCCUGCAGCUGCAAAAGUUCAGUGGGAAAGAGGAAGCACUGUUGAAUCAGUAUAGCGAUGUCCUAAACGUCUUCGUUCCCAGUAAGAACGAAAAGGGAGUUAACAAUUUCGAGCUAUCCCUGGCCAACAAAGCGUACUUCCAGCAAGGACAACCACUAAAGGAAGGAUAUGUUCGGGCUAUCAAACAAAAUCUGAACAGCGAAUUGGGAGAAGUCGAUUUCCAAGGCAAUGCUGUCAAGGCGGUGUCUGAGAUCAAUCAGUGGGUGGAAGGGAAGACGAACAACAAAAUAAAAGAUCUAGUGACCACUGACGCGGUGGGGCCUGACACUGCGUUUGUUCUCGUCAACGCCAUCUAUUUCAAAGCGGACUGGCUGAGCAAAUUUGAAUCGGCCAACACCAAAAAAGCAGAUUUCUACAAUCUGGACGGCAGCACGAAACCCGUAGAACUCAUGUACCAGAAGAUGAAGACCCACAUUGGGGAUACCGACUUCCUGUCUGAUGAUUCCAAAAUCAACCUUCCACCGUACCAACUUCUGAAGCUGCAUUAUAAGAACGAAGAGCUGUCCAUGCUGAUUAUCUUACCCAGGGAAAAAGACGGCCUAGGUGCGCUUGAGAAAGAAUUGACUGUCGAAAUUCUGAAUGAUAUACAGAAGAAAGUCUGGAAACGGGAUGUUAUGGUCUACUUCCCGAAAUUCAAGCUGGAAGAGCAAUACCAAAUGAAGCCCGUGCUGGAUAAAAUGGGAAUUAAAGGACUGUUCAGGAAUGCAAAUCUGUCCCGAUGCACGGAUGACCCGCGAGUCCAUUGCAGCGAAGUUAUUCACAAAGCUUUCGUCGAGGUGAACGAGGAAGGAACGGAAGCAGCAGCCGCGACGGCAAUGGUGAUGAUGACGCGGUCUAUGCCACCACCACCAGUAGAAUUCCGCGCGGAUCAUCCAUUUAUCUUCGCCAUUCGCCAUGAGAAAACAGGACUGAUCGCUUUCAUGGGACGCGUUGGACAAUUGUAAUCAUUCAUCUGUGCCGCCUUGCGCAGCACACACUUUCCCUUUGACGUUGAUCUAACAUUGUGCUUUUCUGCUUAUUAUGCAAAGCGAUCUAUAUUUUAUAACUGCAGCUACUUAUCACUUCGGCUGACUGCUUGGUUUUACAUUAAGAUUUACACAAACAGAAAACCGGUCGUAAAUUUGCCGCAUGCUUCUGUCUGUGCCCUGUGGCUGUGGACUAUUGCGUAAGCCUCCUAGCCUUGUGUAUGGGCUCGCAGUGAUUUCAUACCUUGCAUACCAUUAAAAAAAGAAGCAUAGAAGCUAAAAAAAGAA